This is a messenger RNA of Schizosaccharomyces japonicus yFS275, 1592 nucleotides long. RefSeq names its product TFIIH complex cyclin Mcs2. Gene Ontology annotation, molecular function: cyclin-dependent protein serine/threonine kinase regulator activity; cyclin-dependent protein serine/threonine kinase activator activity. NCBI's taxonomy places the organism in Eukaryota, Fungi, Ascomycota, Schizosaccharomycetes, Schizosaccharomycetales, Schizosaccharomycetaceae. Gene Ontology annotation, biological process: DNA-templated transcription; regulation of transcription by RNA polymerase II. The record is from RefSeq and is a predicted model, not a curated record. Gene Ontology annotation, cellular component: transcription factor TFIIK complex; nucleus. The coding region runs from base 295 to 1263 and encodes 322 amino acids. The transcript has 4 exons.
AUUUUGGUGGUGAAUUAAUCAACGCAAUUAAUAAUGAGAAUGCCUUAAAGCAGUACAGAAGAUACCUGUGCCUUGAUAAUUUCCUUUAGAAGCAGAGCAUUUUUGGAUUGUCGCGAAGGCUGUUCAUUGAAAAGAAACCGAAGUGGCAGGACUAAAACGAUAUUUUAAGUAGUUUUCAACUCGGUAAAUUUGAGUUCUCUUUGAACUUCUUAGCACUCUAGACGUGUUUCAUAUUGAUUUAUUCACAAUUUAAUUACAGCACGAAAAAGGGUCGGUAUUCUUGGGCUAGACACAAUGGCCGACGGAGGUUUUAAAGAAUCUACCCAGUGUAAAGACUGGAUUUUUACUGAAACAACUCUUCGGGAGAAACGAGAAAGCGUAAAUCAAAAGGCUUCUGAAAAAGUGAGAAAACAUAUCGCGGAAGAGUACCGAAUGCAAAACAAAGAUGCCUCUGAAGACAAACUGCCUGUCACGUUGAAUGCAGACGAAGAGUUACUACUCGUUGUGUAUUACACUUGUCAGUUGGGCACACUGGCUGCUGCAAUGAACUUGCCUAGUCACAUUAGAGGUUAUGCUGUGACGUACUUUAAGAGAUUUUUCCUCGUUAACUCUAUCAUGGAGUACAAUCCCAAAACGAUCAUUUUCACCGCUCUUUACGCAGCUACUAAAGCUAGUGAUCACUACAUACCCAUUGACCAGUUUUGCAAAAAGAUACCCAAUUCCACACCGCAGCAAAUUUUAGAAUUCGAGUUUUAUUUGUGUCAGAGCCUCGAUUGGGAUCUUUAUGUUUGGCUUCCGUUUAGACCGUUACAGGGUUUUCUGCUUGACUGCCAAAAAGCUCUGCCCUCCUUUCCGCAUGAAACACUCUUCAAAUGUCACGACCAGGCCAAACAGUUCCUGUCCGAAACAUUGCACUCAGACCUGUAUUUUCUCUAUUCUCCGAGCAUAAUGGCCUUAUCGGCCAUUUAUCACGUUAAUCAGGAUUUGUGCACACAGUACUUGGAAGCAAAGAAUCUACAAAAAUUAAUGCCCAAGGUAAAGGAAAAUGAAGCACAACUCCUAGAGUUGCAACACGCACAAACAGAUAUAAAUAAGGCUAAGGAAAUUGGAAAAAAGCUUUAUUUCUGUAUGGACCCAUAUCAGCGCAAAAAUAGUGCUGUUUACUUAAAACGAAAAGCUGAAGAUGAGGAACAAGAAAUGGCCAGACAGCGAAGAAAAAUAGAACGGCAAAAAUCUGUUCCUGACCGCAAUCCAUUUGCAUAGCUUGUGCCUGCAUCAUUCCCCCUCUCAUCAUGUUGCCAAAAACGCCGAGUGACCUCUCACUAGCUAGUGAGACCUUCUUGAUUUAAAACUAAUUCCAUAUAAAUAUUGUCAUAAAACUAGUACUCAUAAACUAUAUAACUCAUGCUCAUAACUUUGGCUGCUUGUUGUUGCUGCAGAUAAGACUGUGGAUACCAUUGUAUGCAGAAAGACUGAGACGUCGGACACGAUAUUCCGUAACCAAACGCAGACGGUAUACUCCGUACUCGAAAUUAGUCCAGUAAGGAAUGAAUCUCUGAGCGAACCGGCGUGAAUAAUGGAACACCUUUUGU